GAGAAUCGAGGACGAUCGAGGACUGGACAGAGAAUUUUCUUAUGGUCAUAUGACCCGUACGUUGGGUGCCACAGUGUAAGCCAUAUUUGCAAGCGCAGUUAGAUCGACAUACAGUGGAGUGUGUGUACGCACUUUAAACGGACCUGUUCCUGUAAAUACUCUUCUCCUCCAGACGAAAACGAAUAAAUAACUUAACGAAAAUGGCAUCCGCGGAUCAACUCGAUGAACAACAUCCAAUUUACGGCCCAUUUUUCGGCGUUAUGGGUGCCGCGUCCUCAAUUAUUUUCAGCGCUCUGGGGGCUGCAUAUGGAACAGCAAAAUCUGGAACUGGUAUCGCGGCUAUGUCCGUAAUGAGGCCUGAAUUGAUCAUGAAAUCGAUCAUUCCUGUAGUCAUGGCUGGUAUUAUUGCUAUUUAUGGUUUAGUAGUGUCUGUAUUGAUUGCUGGUUCGCUGGGGGAACCAAAAGAAUACCCCUUGUACAGAGGAUUUAUUCAUUUGGGGGCUGGGCUCUCGGUAGGAUUUUCUGGUUUGGCAGCCGGUUUUGCAAUCGGUAUCGUAGGUGAUGCUGGUGUAAGGGGUACAGCGCAACAACCCCGUUUAUUCGUCGGCAUGAUCUUGAUCCUUAUCUUCGCUGAAGUACUGGGUCUGUACGGUUUGAUCGUCGCCAUUUACUUGUACACUAAAUAAAUUAUUGUCUGUUGUCGUCGCUCCUCCAUCCGUAAGAAGAAGAAAAAAUAAAAACAAAAUGUGAAGAGCACCACCAACUAAGCCCCAUUCCCUCAAUUCCUAGAUAAUAAAACCCGUAGCUUUUUUUUGAAGAAAUUAAAAGACCACAGACAAAAAUAACAUAAAAAAAUUAAACGGAUCGCUCAGCUUCUUUUAAAAAAGGAGUCUUAUUACUCCGUUUUGAUUUUAAAUAUCAAAUGUUUCAUUUUUAAUGAUUGUAAUUUUUGAAAAAGAAAGGUUACUUCUUUCCGUUGUUUAAAUGUUUACAUAAAGUUAAUAAUAUUAAAUGUAAUGAUUGUGAAAUCGUGAAAACAAAGAGAUACCUAGAGAAAAAAUAAAAUAAAAUGGGGGUUAAUGUAAGCUGUAAAAAUUGACUUAGUAAAUAAAUAAAGUAAAUGUUAUUAUAUGUAAAUGUAUGUAUAUUAUAACUUUUUCUUCUUCUUCAUUAUCUCUAUUCCAUUGUUUGAAAUGUAUUGUGAGUUUAAAUUUCCAAAAAGUUGCUUCAAAAGAGAUGUAAACGGUCAAUUUUUAACAGUUUACAUUUACUUAAAUUUAAUUGUAUAGUUAUUAUUAAUAAUUAUUAUCAUUAGUAGUAUGUUGUUUAGAGUUGUAUAAUUUUUUUUUUUUUCGAUAAAACAUCAACUUUGACCGAUUUUGAGUGUCUACCUUCUGUGCGGAGGAUUUUGAAAAAAUCGGAAAAUAGUAUUUGUGUAUAAAUAAACCAAAAAAAAACCUUUUGAAAAAACAUAAAAAAAUCUUUUGUAGCACAAUUAUUUCACUCACAAGUUUUUUGUCUUUCUUUGAUGCGCCACGUUUUAUGUAAUACUUUUUUCCUCGUUUUUGUUCUUUCCCACUAUUGUUUCCGUUUAUUUUUUAAAGAUUGUAAAUAUUCCCAAUGAUUCGUUUUAUAAACAAAAGUUCUUUUCCGUUUGUUUUUUAAUAAUCGCAAAAGAAACCAUAGUAAGUGUUAAAUUUAAAUAAACUAGCGUAAAUAUAUCAUAUAUCUCGUGUAUAACUUUCGUGUAGAGCGUAAAAAAAUGAUUAAUACAAAAAAAUUAAGAUUAUGUCCGUAAAAGUAAAAUUAGCGUCUAUUUUCCUUUGGUUUUCUUUUUUUUUCUUGAUAAAACUUUGAUAAAACAUUGUAAAAACAUGUAUACAAAAAAGUAAUAGGAUUGUAAAAGAUUUAGAGGAAAAAAAAUCAACCAUUAUGGGAGAUGACGUAUUAAUUAAUAAAAUAUAAACGUACAACAAAAAAGAUAUAAAUUUUAAAACAAAUUUCUUAUUAUCGUACAUUCCAUUUAAAUGAGAAAAAAUUCUAACAAAAAAAGAAUAAAAUAGUAUUUCUUGUUUGUUAGUUCAUGUUCGUCGUUUCGCCUUUUUCGUUUCUAUUAAAAAGAAAAUCUUGUUUUGUCUGAAAAAUGUAAAGAAAAUGUGUAUUAAUUGUGUGUAUGUGAGCCAAAAAAAAAUUUAAAAAAAUCGUUGCGCAUCUGACUACUUUAAAUAAACUUUAAAAUAAAACAUUUUCAGCAGACCAGGUCCGUAUUAAAAUUAACAAUACAAAUAAAAAUCGAAAGAAAAAUAAAUAACAAAAUUUCGUCUCUUUUUUACGACUAUUAUCUCCAUACAUUUCUUUUUUUUUGUUAUAUCUUUAUUUAUAAACAUAGAGAUUAAAGAAAUAUUUAAAUAAUGGUA
This is a messenger RNA of Onthophagus taurus, 2417 nucleotides long. It is a transcript of the gene Vha16-1, whose product is annotated as Vacuolar H[+] ATPase 16kD subunit 1. Gene Ontology annotation, cellular component: proton-transporting V-type ATPase, V0 domain. Gene Ontology annotation, molecular function: proton-transporting ATPase activity, rotational mechanism. The record is from RefSeq and is a predicted model, not a curated record. NCBI's taxonomy places the organism in Eukaryota, Metazoa, Arthropoda, Insecta, Coleoptera, Scarabaeidae. Gene Ontology annotation, biological process: proton transmembrane transport.